AUAAUUACCCGACAUGUGUAGCAAGCUAUCCACCAAGGGUAAUUUUUUGAAGCCGAAAGCUCACCCAAAGACGCGAUAUUACGGAUUGGACAGCAACGCGGGACGGAAUUGUAUUUUACGACGGAUAUAGGAAGAAGGGGGUUUACAGCGCGAUUUUGUUUCGGUCUAUUUGAGCAUAUAUCCCGCACCACCGCACCGCGAACAACACGCGCCUCACCACCAACCCGCCCAACACCACACCUCACACCUCACACCUCACACCCCCCACGCACCUCAAAAAUGCCCAUCCUCGAACUCCAUGUCCCCCCACCCCCCCUAACCUCCUUCCCCUCCCCCUCCCUCCCCACCCUCGACCCCGAAUCCCUCGCCCUAACCGCCUACUUCUCCCUCGCCAUCCCGCGCGGCGAAUGGGUCCUCAUCCCCUCUCUCCCCGGCGCGAACCCGACGGGUGUGCUGCCGGCGCUGAGGUGGGGGGAGGUAUGGGUGGGGGGGUGGGGGAAUGUGGUUGAUUUUGUUGGGAAGAUGGGGGGGGAGGGGUGGGCGCUGGGGGGUAAAGAUGGGGGGGAGGGGAAUGGGAAGGGGAAGCUGAGGGGGGAGGGGGAGGGGGAGAGGGGGGAUGUUAUUGCAUUCUCAAACUUCAUCCGCACCAAAGGCCGCGCCCUCCUCGACCUCUCCCUCUUCGCCGACCCCCAAAACUACAACACCCUCACCCGCUCCUCCCUCGCCUCCACCCUCCCCUUCCCCCUCUCCUGGCUCGAGCCCCGCCGUCUCCGCGAAGCAGCCCUAGCGCGCACCGCACACCUAGGCAUCAAACUCGACACCACCGACGAUGCCCACGACGCAGCAUCCACCUCCACCCAGGUCCAGGGCGAGGACGUCAUCCCCGUCAGCCUGCGAAAGGGUAACCCCAACGCGGCGGCGGCUAGUUUGGCUGCGGAAGGCGCGGCGACGAUAAGGUUAUCUGCGCUGGCUGAUGAGUUUCUGGAGCCACUUGCGGAGAUGAGGGGGGAGGGGAGGUGGUUUGUAGGCGGGCGCGCGACGGAGGUGGAUUGUCUCGCCCUGGGGUACUUGGCUGUUAUGCUUGUUGACGGGCUGCCGAGGCCGUGGUUGGCGGAGAAGGUUAAGUCCGUAAAAGGGCUUAAGGAGUGGGUUGCUGAGGUGGAGGGUGUGGCGUUUGAGGAGCUGCCGUGGGGAGAGGGGGAGGCGGGGGUGGGUGUUAUAGGACGCGCUGUUACGGGGUGGGUUUGGGGCGCGCUGGGGAUGGGAGGGGUAGCGAGGGAGGAGGAGAAGAAGGAGGAGGAGUUCUCGUCGCAGGGUGAGCAAGAGAUUGUGGCGUAUAGGGCGAUGAUUAGGAGGAGGGAGAUGUGGGUUACGACUGGGAGCGUGGUGGUAGCUGUGGGCUUGUUCGUGGGGUUUUUGUUCCAGCAGGGGACUAUUGGGGCGAUUGUGCUGGGGGCGCAGGGGGCGCAGAAGCGCGCGCGUGCGAAGGCCGAGAAGGAGGUGGAGGGGGGGGGGGUUGCGGCUGCGGCGCUGUGGGAGGCUGCUGAGCCGGGGGUGGCGGAGUUGGCGGCGAAGAUGAAUUUUUAG
Pseudogymnoascus verrucosus is the source of this 1587-nucleotide messenger RNA. RefSeq lists its product as uncharacterized. Gene Ontology annotation, cellular component: SAM complex. Lineage: Eukaryota; Fungi; Ascomycota; Leotiomycetes; Thelebolales; Thelebolaceae. Gene Ontology annotation, biological process: mitochondrion organization. Bases 280 to 1587 code for a protein of 435 amino acids. The transcript has 2 exons. The record is from RefSeq and is a predicted model, not a curated record.